This is a messenger RNA of Miscanthus lutarioriparius, 1950 nucleotides long. NCBI's taxonomy places the organism in Eukaryota, Viridiplantae, Streptophyta, Magnoliopsida, Poales, Poaceae. The record is from the annotation of a GenBank genome assembly.
AUGGCCGGAAAGGGAGACGGGCCGGCGAUCGGCAUCGACCUCGGCACGACCUACUCGUGCGUCGGGGUGUGGCAGCAUGACCGUGUCGAGAUCAUCGCCAACGACCAGGGCAACCGCACAACGCCGUCGUAUGUCGCGUUCACCGACUCCGAGAGGCUCGUCGGCGACGCGGCCAAGAACCAGGUCGCCAUGAACCCCAUCAACACCGUCUUCGACGCGAAGCGGCUCAUCGGGCGGCGCUUCUCUGACGCGUCGGUGCAGAGUGAUGUAAAGCUGUGGCCUUUCAAGGUGAUCCCGGGCUCCGGCGACAAGCCCAUGAUCGGGGUGCAGUUCAGGGGCGAGGAGAAGCAGUUCUCGGCCGAGGAGAUCAGCUCCAUGAUCCUAAACAAGAUGAAGGACACGGCCGAGGCCUACCUCGGCACCACCAUCAAGAACGCCGUCGUCACCGUCCCGGCCUACUUCAACGACUCCCAGCGCCAGGCCACCAAGGACGCCGGCGUCAUCUCCGGCCUCAACGUCAUGCGCAUCAUCAACGAGCCCACGGCCGCGGCCAUCGCCUACGGACUCGACAAGAAGUCGAGCAGCGACGGCGAGAAGAACGUCCUCAUCUUCGACCUCGGCGGCGGUACCUUCGACGUCUCGCUCCUCACCAUCGAGGAGGGCAUCUUCGAGGUCAAGGCCACCGCUGGCGACACCCACCUGGGAGGCGAGGACUUCGACAACCGGCUCGUGAACCACUUCGUGCAGGAGUUCAAGAGGAAAAACAAGAAGGACAUCACCGGCAACCCCAGGGCGCUCCGGCGGCUGAGGACCGCCUGCGAGAGGGCCAAGAGGACGCUCUCCUCCACCGCCCAGACCACCAUCGAGAUCGACUCGCUCUACGAGGGCAUCGACUUCUACACCACCAUCACCCGCGCCCGGUUCGAGGAGCUCAACAUGGACCUCUUCCGCAAGUGCAUGGAGCCCGUGGAGAAGUGCCUCCGCGACGCCAAGAUGGACAAGAGCAGCGUGCACGACGUCGUGCUCGUGGGCGGCUCCACCCGCAUCCCCCGCGUGCAGCAGCUGCUCCAGGACUUCUUCAACGGCAAGGAGCUGUGCAAGAGCAUCAACCCAGACGAGGCUGUCGCGUACGGCGCCGCCGUCCAGGCCGCCAUCCUCACCGGCGAGGGCAAUGAGAAGGUGCAGGACCUGCUCCUGCUCGAUGUCUCGCCGCUCUCGCUCGGCCUGGAGACGGCCGGAGGUGUCAUGACGGUGCUCAUCCCCAGGAACACCACCAUCCCGACGAAGAAGGAGCAGGUCUUUUCCACGUACUCCGACAACCAGCCCGGCGUGCUCAUCCAGGUGUACGAGGGUGAGAGGGCCAGGACCAAAGACAACAACCUGCUCGGCAAGUUCGAGCUCUCUGGCAUCCCUCCGGCGCCCAGGGGUGUCCCCCAGAUCACCGUGUGCUUCGACAUGGACGCCAACGGCAUCCUCAACGUGUCGGCGGAGGACAAGACCACCGGCCAGAAGAACAAGAUCACGAUCACCAACGACAAGGGCCGGCUGAGCAAAGAGGAGAUCGAGAAGAUGGUGCAGGAGGCAGAGAAGUACAAGGCCGAGGACGAGGAGCACAAGAAGAAGGUGGACGCCAAGAACUCGCUCGAGAACUACGCCUACAACAUGCGCAACACCAUCAGGGACGACAAGAUCGCCUCCAAGCUCCCGGAGGCCGACAAGAAAAAGAUUGAUGACGCCAUCGAGGGGGCCAUUAAUUGGCUCGACAACAACCAGCUCGCCGAGGUCGACGAGUUUGAGGACAAGAUGAAGGAGCUGGAGGGCAUCUGCAACCCCAUCAUCGCGAAGAUGUACCAGGGCGCCGCUGGUCCUGACAUGGCCGGUGGCAUGGAUCAGGAUGCUCCGCCGGCUGGUGGCAGCGGUGCAGGCCCCAAGAUCGAAGAAGUCGACUAA